This is a messenger RNA of Galendromus occidentalis (western predatory mite), 1285 nucleotides long. It is a transcript of the gene wds, whose product is annotated as WD repeat-containing protein wds. Bases 269 to 1201 code for a protein of 310 amino acids. The transcript has a single exon. The record is from RefSeq and is a predicted model, not a curated record. Gene Ontology annotation, cellular component: Set1C/COMPASS complex. Lineage: Eukaryota; Metazoa; Arthropoda; Arachnida; Mesostigmata; Phytoseiidae. Gene Ontology annotation, molecular function: histone binding.
AAAACAAACAGGAUUGAAGUGUGCGCGUCGUGUUCCUACCGGUAUCAGAAGGCCAUGGAAGCGCUAAAUCAAGCUCAGAACUAGAACUCGAGAUGUGCCGAACAGCCUAGAGAGCUGUUCCUUCACUAUUUUACUUUUGUGCCAGAAGGCGCCAUUCACAUUCUGUCGUAAGCCCUUGACCGCCUAAUUCUUAUCCAACCUGUGGUCACCGAGACAUUUCACUUCAUUCCGCUCGAUCCUGUCGCACGACUCUGUGUAGGAAGAAAAUAUGUCGGACCCGAGCAAGAAUCGGCCGAACUACAGUCUCAAGUUUACAUUGGCCGGGCACACUAAAGGUGUGAGCUCCGUGAAGUUCUCCCCGGACGGCGAGUGGCUGGCUAGCAGCAGUGCAGACAAACUCAUCAAGAUCUGGGGAGCUCGCGAUGGCAAAUUCGAGAAAACGAUCUCCGGCCACAAGCUCGGCAUCUCAGACGUCGCCUGGUCGAACGACUCUCGGCUCUUGGUCUCAGCUAGCGACGACAAGACUCUCAAGAUAUGGGAACACACGUCCGGCAAGUGUUCGAAAACCCUGAAAGGCCACUCGAACUACGUCUUCUGCUGCAACUUCAACCCCCAGAGCAACUUGAUCGUGUCGGGAUCGUUCGACGAAUCUGUUCGCAUUUGGGAUGUCAAAACAGGAAAAUGCCUCAAGACGCUACCCGCCCACAGCGACCCGGUGUCGGCGGUGCAUUUCAACAGAGAUGGGAGUCUGAUCGUUUCCUCUUCCUACGACGGACUCUGCCGAAUCUGGGAUACGGCUUCGGGCCAAUGCUUGAAAACCUUGAUCGACGACGACAAUCCUCCCGUUUCGUUCGUCAAAUUCUCGCCGAAUGGAAAAUACAUUCUGGCGGCAACCCUCGACAAUACAUUGAAGCUGUGGGAUUACUCGAAGGGGAAAUGCUUGAAGACCUAUUCGGGACACAAGAAUGAGAAAUAUUGUAUCUUUGCGAAUUUUUCCGUCACCGGCGGCAAAUGGAUAGUCUCAGGGAGUGAAGACAACCUCGUGUACGUAUGGAAUCUUCAAUCAAAGGAAGUAGUGCAGAAGCUUUCGGGCCAUACCGACGUUGUUCUCUGCACCGCUUGUCAUCCCACAGAAAACUUGAUCGCUUCAGCGGCUCUGGAAAACGACAAAACCAUAAAGUUGUGGAGAAGUGAUACUUGAUUACAGAGAGACAAGCGAAACCGAUGUUCAUUCAAAUAGGAUCAGGUGAAAUAAGGGCGAACGACGAGAGGAAAUAAUAAAUUC